UUUAGAUACGCUUCGUUUCACACGUGUAGGUCCCACUCUUCUGUUUCUACAAUCUACACCAUUCACAUACUCACGUGACAAUCACGUGAACUCAAUACCCCAUUCACACAUUCGUUUCUCUCUCUAGAAACAAACUCCGUACCGUUUUCUUUGUGGAUUUUGCAACUGAAUGCUCUUUCUUCUUCUUCUCUCUGUUUUCUCUUUCAAAUUCGCAUAUUCUUCUUCUCUCUCUAUACUUUUUUUCACUGUUUCACUGUGUUAGUACUAUUUGAAGUGUGAAACGACGCUGUUUUGUUAGUUUCUGUGAUUGAUUUCAUGGUGUGUGUUUCACUGUGAGCUUGUGUGUAGUGAUUCCGGCGAUGAUUGAGCUAAUUCAACGUGUAGUUGUUAAUUCUGGAUUCGUUUUUGUGAAUUGUUUUGCUCAAUUUAUAAGAAAUGUUUGAUUGGAACGACGAAGAGCUUGCUAAUAUAAUAUGGGAUGAGGGAGGAGAGAGUGAUGAUCAUAUUGUGCCUUUUCCGGAGGCAAGUGAAGAUCUUAGAAACAAGAAAGAAGUGAAUCAGGAAGCAGCCACAUGUAAGCUUACCAAACGGAAGCAACCAGAGACGAACACUGAUUGUCAUGAAAAUCUAGGAAGCAGUUCGAACGUUAAUAAUAGUGGAGGACUACUUGCCUCGGGAUAUGGAGCAAGCUCGUGGCCUGACUCGUCUUUAUCCAGUGCAGCUAAAAUUGAUCAGGGUUCUAUGGGUACUGAACUUUCUAAAAAUCGAGGUGAACUUAGCAAACUCAGUACAUCAAGAGAAGAGACCACACAGCAUGAAAAGGAUGCUCAAUUUUUCCAAAAUGCCGAAGAAGGUAAAGAACAAGGUGAUUUUGUUGAUUAUGACUGGGCUAACAUAGGAAGUUUUGAUGACCUUGAUCGAAUUUUCAGCCAUGAUGACCCUAUAUUUGGCAAUGUAAGUCUUGAGAAUUCUGAUGAGCUUUGGUCUGCUAAAGAUGUGAGUAACAAUCAAGCACAUGUACCUUUGGAUGCACCAAGUCCCACAGAUGCUUUAAGGAAUAAAUCAGAGCCUUUUGAAAUCAAAGAAGAACAUGGUCAUUGUAAUGAUCAAUCAUUUUCCCCUAGCUACGAAAAGAUUUCUGGUCCUGCAUAUCAAAGUAUACAAAAUUCACACACAACGACUGAUAACGUGGAAUGUGCUGGAGAUAGAAGUAAGCCUACUGGAAAGGAGCAGCAGAGUCUUAGAAAAAAGAAUCAGUUGAAUACCCGGAAAAAAUCACAGAUAAAACAAGAGGAGAAAGAUUUACAGGAUUUUUAUGGUAAUUGGUCUUCUUCAGCAACAUUGGCAAGACAAUUUGAGAAUCAAUUGACACCAUCUGUUUUACAAUCUUCUCCCUCUUCAAUUCUUGGUCAACCGAAUAAACUCCAAGGACCUGAAACACUAUAUCAGAACAUCAUAAAUCCAUAUGCAGCACCUUCUGUGUAUGGUAACCUUACUAAUACAUAUCCUGCUAUGCCAAUGCUAUCACAGAUUCAGUCGGGAAAUCUUAGGCAUCAGCCAGUGCUCUCUGGGUAUGAGACAUCUCUUAGUUCGGUGAAUGCUUUGAAAAGUUAUGCAGGCUCCAUCAAUCCUCAAACUAUGACUCCUCAGGAGAAAAUUGAAAAAUUGAGGCGGCGGCAGCAAAUGCAGGCAAUGCUUGCUAUUCAGAAACAACAGCAAGUACUGGGCCACCAAGUUCCUAGCACUAGUAAAUCUGUCGCGCAAAAAUGCCACCCAGAAAUUCAAAGUCAUCUUAGCGAUGGGACUGAUCCUAAAAUUGAAGAUUUAAGUACUUACCCUCCAAUUGAACAAGUUGAUUCUAAUACAAUAUCACUGGCAAUUGAUGAUGAUUUUGUUGAAGAAACCAUACUGUACAGGCUUCAGGACGUUAUAUCAAAGUUAGAUGUCACAACAAGACUCUGCAUCAGAGAUAGCUUGUUCCGGCUGGCACAAAGUGCAACACAAAGACAUUAUACUAGUGACACAAGCAGCACAAACAAAAAUAACAAUGAAGAAUAUGAAGUUUUUGCUAGAGAAGAAAGCAGUAGGCAGAACAGGGUGCCUGAUAUUGAAACAGAGACGAAUUCCAUUGAUCGAACUGUGGCUCGUUUAGUCUUUCAUAGGCCUGUGGAGUUAACAGGAAAUUAUUCCGACAAACUGGAGUCGCCGGUUUCAACAAAGGUGCAAUGUGAAAACAAAGCAGCUAACCAAGUGGACUUCCCCAUGGGAUGCUUACAAGAGGAAGACUUGAGAAGUCAUCAACAAUUUUCUCACCUUGGGUCAGAGAAUCCUUGUCAAUCUUUUGAGGUCCAGCCUAUGCAUCAAAUUAAAAACAGUCUCGGAAUAACUUCAGAGAAUGCAUCUAACCCACAGGAGUUUGAAGCCUCUCAAUGAAGAAAGAAGUUAUGCAGAGUGCAAGGGGUGACUGUCAUUCUUAUAUGGGGAGUUUACUUGGUUUGUCACCUCAUUUCACAUUGAUUGCAUUUCAAGUCAAUGCUUAUUACUUGCCAAGGUAAAAAAGAUUGUUGCGGGUGUUCUGAUAUGUAGUGCAAAAAUAUGCCUACAUAAAGUUGUUGUUGAUGAUCGCUCUCCUCCCCGUGUUGCUCAAAAACAGGUAGAAUACACGACCGGAAGCUACCGGUCUUUCAAUAGGAUUUGAGGGGAUUCUGAGUAACACGGGGGAGCAAUCAUCUAAGUUGUUUUGUUCCUUGCUCACAGUUGUGAGCUUAAUAGGCCUGUGGCUAAGCAGUCAUAUCUCGAAUCCAUAUAUAGUCUAAGAAUUUUGAUGAAGUUGGUGCUGCGUUUUCUGCUUUUGACUUUGAAGGCUUUGUCAAUGUGGAAGAUGACAAUGACAUUCAUGAGGAAAUAGUCAUGGGUUUGGACUUAAAUUUUAUUAGGAAAUAGAAAAAUGUAAGUAAAUUGUGAACAUGGAUGAUGGGUUGCAGUAUGUUUGGGGAAGUCGAUGUUCCCUUUGCAUUGGGUGUCAAAAUUGGUAUAUAUAUACUUUUAAGUUUUAA
Messenger RNA from Trifolium pratense (red clover), 3056 nucleotides. RefSeq names its product protein LNK2. NCBI's taxonomy places the organism in Eukaryota, Viridiplantae, Streptophyta, Magnoliopsida, Fabales, Fabaceae. The transcript has 8 exons. Gene Ontology annotation, biological process: circadian rhythm; regulation of DNA-templated transcription. The record is from RefSeq and is a predicted model, not a curated record. The coding region runs from base 436 to 2433 and encodes 665 amino acids.